This is a messenger RNA of Onychostoma macrolepis, 972 nucleotides long. It is a transcript of the gene h3f3d, whose product is annotated as H3 histone, family 3D. Gene Ontology annotation, molecular function: protein heterodimerization activity; structural constituent of chromatin; DNA binding. Gene Ontology annotation, cellular component: nucleosome. The coding region runs from base 164 to 574 and encodes 136 amino acids. The transcript has 4 exons. NCBI's taxonomy places the organism in Eukaryota, Metazoa, Chordata, Actinopteri, Cypriniformes, Cyprinidae. The record is from RefSeq and is a predicted model, not a curated record.
CGCUGCUCCAGCCAAUGAGAGUCGGCGUGGGCGUGGCUUAACCUGCGCACAGACGUCACUGACUGUAUAAAUUUGGGCAGCUCGUUCUGAGCGUGACCGACGUUCCUUGUUUUGGGUUUGACGGAUUAACCGAAACAAAAAAUCACCUCUUCAUUAGAGUGCCAUGGCACGUACUAAACAGACCGCCCGUAAAUCCACCGGUGGUAAAGCCCCCAGGAAGCAGCUGGCCACCAAGGCGGCCAGGAAGAGUGCGCCCUCCACCGGUGGAGUCAAGAAGCCCCACAGAUACCGUCCUGGAACCGUGGCUCUUCGUGAGAUCCGUCGGUACCAGAAGUCCACAGAGUUGCUGAUCCGCAAGCUUCCAUUCCAGCGUCUGGUUCGUGAGAUCGCUCAGGAUUUCAAGACUGACUUGCGUUUCCAGAGCGCUGCCAUCGGUGCCUUGCAGGAGGCAAGCGAAGCAUACUUGGUGGGUCUGUUUGAGGAUACCAACUUGUGUGCCAUCCACGCCAAACGUGUCACCAUUAUGCCCAAAGACAUCCAGUUGGCACGUCGAAUCCGUGGAGAGCGUGCUUAAACUCUCUUUACUAUUUACUCUAACUUUUUAUUUUUAUUUUUUUUUGUGUGGAGGAAUAUAUGGGAGCAGGGUUUGACGUGUGGGAGGGUCGGGUGGGAGGGACAUCAGGGUUCUUACACUCUUGACUAUAAAUGCCUGUGUAGUUAAGUUUAUUUUUUUUGGUAGUUGCGGUAGGGGAGGGGUAUCUUGUGAUUCAAGUUGAUAGUAGGGGGGCAGCAUCAGAACAUUCCGGGAGCUCCUCAGGGUUUUAAAGUUUGUAUUUUAGACUUUCAUAUACCUCUGCCUAGUCUGCAUGCUUCAUGAUGAAUUAGAACGUGUCCUUUUAUUUCUAUUGUUAUUAUAUUGGGUUUCUCUUCUAUUGUGGCCAUUUGGUUGUAAAUAAACUUUCCACUACCUCA